CAUCUUUCAAGCCGUCUGCUCGUUGUGCAUGUGAAUCAUGGCGGUGUUACUGUUUCUUCGCAUUUACAAAACUCUAGUCGGCCUGGUUGGCAUCCUCGGCAACAGCUUGGUCAUAGUGGUCAUCUGUAAGGUCAGUUUUAUGCAUACUUUGACCAAUGGGUUCAUCUGUCACCAGGCUGUUAUUGACCUUCUAGGGUCACUCUUUCUGCUUCUCCAAAGUAACAUCCCCGUCCCGGUCCCCGUACCAGAGACCCUCUCUGGGGAGAUCCUAUGCCGUGUUUGGAUCGGAGACGCCCUACUCUGGUUGCUCUUCGUCACGUCCACGUUCAGCCUCCUCGCUCUUACUAUAGAGAGAUACAUAGCUAUUGUAUACCCAUUCCGCUUCAAUGCGAUAUUCUCUCAGAAUUCAGCCAUAGUGAUCGGUGUUGGUGUUUGGCUGAUUGGGAUCGCUCUCAAGUCUUACUCAUUCAUGAUCUACACCGUAAUAGAUGGGAUAUGUAAAUUCAAACCUAUUCCAGGAUCCAAUUUCAUAGGUCCACUUCUGAUAGUCUUGCAGUACUUCGUCCCUUCGAUUAUCAUGUUGUUUUCGUACACCCACAUUAUGGUAACACUGAAGAAGAGUGCUGCGCAGGUUGCACCGCUGUCUCUCGACCGUCGUGGAGCGCCCUCAGCCCCCGGGGAACGCAUCGUCAACGAGCAGCAAGAGUCGCUUCUCCGGGCAAGGCGAAACACCUUCAAGACCCUUGUCAUCGUCUUUGCGAUUUUCCUGGUAUGCUGGACGCCAAGUCAGGCUACCUUCUUCCUAUUCAACAUGGGCUGGAUCAAAAUUGACUUCGACGGCCCGCUGAUGGUAUUCAACACUGUGCUCGUCGCAUCAAACUGUUGCAUCAAUCCCAUCAUAUAUUCCUUCAAGUACAAACAAUUCCGCAAGGCAAUGAAUAAGAUGAUUGGCCGUCGAAUCGCGCGGGACGACGGGUUGAAUCCAUCUGCAAUAACUGUCACAGCGGAGUCGGCUACUCGGCAAACACACGUAUCUUAGACAAACCAAUCCAAAGUCAAGAGACGGUGUCCCAAGGAAUUCCGUCCACCGGAGAUUCUGUCCCCCAUAUGGGAAAUUAAUAAUUAUGGGCUUGAGGAGGAUGAUUCAAAAGAGGGCGCUAUCAGAAGUAGUUUGUGCAUAGUUUGCCAUAUUAUUAUUAUGGGGGACAGAAACUCCUGCCACAACGGCCAUCCGGGUUUGUUGAAAUACUUUUUAUCCCCAAAGCACGUAGUUGGGCAGUAACGACGCAUGAUGUCUGAUAUUAGUCGUGUCGUCACCCAAUCGAUUGCACGAUAUUGUAAAUGAGACUAACUGCUUCGCUCUCUGUGGGUAUUUGUGAGACCACGGCUAUAGAUUCAGCUCAGGCUUGGCCCGUUAGUGAUUUUAAAGGAGUGCGCUUAGGCCAUAUUGGCUGCAAAAAGGUGGAGCCGAGCCUGCAGUCUUGACUUGGAAAAGGUGUAGUUGAGUAUUGGCAGACCCUUUUAAUACACCUAAUUUGAUUCUCGCACACUUUUACUUCAAUGUAUAAAGUAUUACCCGCAACAGUGCUUACUAAGUUCCACAUCUAGCCAUGAAUAUCGUUUCCACUUUCGAAUACAAUAAAUGUUGCACACACAACACUAUAGAUGUGUGAGUUGCAACUCUAUAAUAAAAUAGGCCAUAUCGAGCUUCUGCAGUCGACCUGAUUAGAACACCAACCAUAGGUGAGCUGCAUGUGAGAUGUGCUUAUAUUUAUUCCACAAAAUACAAAGACGCCCGAAUGUUGAGUUUGGUGGCAGCAGACGGAUAUUUAUGAAAUUGAGUCCAGUCCAUUGAUUCAACUAGAGGCCUACUUUUUUUGAAAGGAUUCCCUUCAAGUAAAAUGGUUUGUAUUGUUCACCCUACUAAUAUAUAGAAUGGCCAGAGAUGCCGUUGGUACACGCUGUCACUUUAUAUAUAGCUAAAUGUUGAUGUGACAUUCUGUGAACAUCGGUAAAAGUUGUUGCUGUAUUCAACUUAAAUUUUCACAUGAUUUUGACGUUUAAUUAAUUAGUUUUUAUAUAUCACUUUGCUUUUAAAUCGACUAAAAACUGACCCUAUGUUUGCACACCAUGAUUUUGGCCAUAAAGCACCAAUGUAUAUUAAUGUUGAAUUCGUUCCACCUGUUGUAAUGCUAGCAACUUUGAGUUUAAAGGGAAGGUACACAUUUAGUAAUUGUCAAAGA
This is a messenger RNA of Asterias rubens (European starfish), 2243 nucleotides long. Its product is annotated as alpha-1A adrenergic receptor-like. The transcript has a single exon. Gene Ontology annotation, cellular component: membrane. Bases 38 to 1039 code for a protein of 333 amino acids. Gene Ontology annotation, molecular function: G protein-coupled receptor activity. Gene Ontology annotation, biological process: G protein-coupled receptor signaling pathway. The record is from RefSeq and is a predicted model, not a curated record. NCBI's taxonomy places the organism in Eukaryota, Metazoa, Echinodermata, Asteroidea, Forcipulatida, Asteriidae.